AUGUACGACGGACUUUUACGCGCAUCAAACCCCCAAACAGUGGAUGGAUUUGCCGACUAUCUGAUAGAUGACGCCCUGGCACCAACGCGCCGGUCCUUUGAGAAGAAUGCUCUGUUGAACCGCCGACUUCCGGGCUACCUCAGACAUAAACGCAAAUUGGAAGAGAAACCCCUUAUUGUCACACUGAAAAAUGGAGACGAACCCAUGUGGUUGCCCAACGACGACUUGCGCACAGCGCGAGAGCGCUCUCCCCCUAGGGAAGCCGCGGAGCGGCUUGGGUUUGCGCCCCUAGGGGAGGCCGCGGAGCGGCCAGGGUUUGCGCCCCAGGGGGAGGCCGCGGAGCGGCCCGGGUUUGCGCCCCUGCGAGGGUCCGCUUCGCGGCCCGAGCUUGAGCCCCGGCGAGGGUCCGCUUCGCGGCCCGAGCUUGAGCCCCGGCGAGGGUCCGCUCCGCGGCCCGAGCUUGAGCCCCGGCGAGGGUCCGCUCCGCGGCCCGAGCUUGAGCCCCGGCGAGGGUCCGCUCCGCGGCCCGAGCUUGAGCCACGGCGAGGGUCCGCUCCGCGGCCCGAGCUUGAGUCCCCCCGCAUGGUUGGCCCCACUGUGAGGGGCCAACCAUCGCCCGCCAACGACGACGCCGGAGCCACACCACGAGGCAGGCCAAUGAUGCGAACACCCCCAAUGCCAAGGAUGUCGAUACAUCGUCGUUUUCAACAGCGCCGAGACGCGUUCAACACCUUGAAUCGAUUAAUCUCCGCCGAUCCGUCAAAAUUUGGUGUCGACGAAAAUGGAGGCAUUCUGCUUCAAGGCGGAAAUUCGGUGCGGGACAGUAAUUAUCAGCGAAUCCUCAAUCGCUGGUUGGAAGAGGACCUGUCCAACAAGAGGGGAGAGAAGGCCUUCCGCGAAAAGCUUCUGGCCGAUCCCGCCACCAGGCGGUUUGCCGAGACCCUGCUUCGACUCGACAGUCCUCCCACCGCACUCAAGGCCGGUCAGCGCCGACGUGAACAAGGCGGAAGUGGAUUGUUCAAGAUUCGCAAAUGGUCAUUCCGCAAAAUGCCAAAAGUCUAUUAA
Bursaphelenchus xylophilus (pine wood nematode) is the source of this 1065-nucleotide messenger RNA. The record is from the annotation of a GenBank genome assembly. NCBI's taxonomy places the organism in Eukaryota, Metazoa, Nematoda, Chromadorea, Rhabditida, Aphelenchoididae.